Molecule: messenger RNA, 1475 nt
Organism: Cucumis melo (muskmelon)
Lineage: Eukaryota; Viridiplantae; Streptophyta; Magnoliopsida; Cucurbitales; Cucurbitaceae
Product: transcription termination factor MTERF5, chloroplastic-like
Exons: 2
Coding region: 79-1200 (373 amino acids)
Biological process (GO): chloroplast organization; regulation of DNA-templated transcription
Cellular component (GO): chloroplast
Molecular function (GO): double-stranded DNA binding
Source: RefSeq, a predicted model, not a curated record
UGAAACGCCCAAAUUUGGCCUUGGAAUUGAAAACCCUAACCAAAACCCUUACUUGAUUUUCUUCGAUCCCAUCCCGAAAUGUUCAAAUUUUCCUCCACAUUUCUUCUACAUUUCAUCCAAAAACGUUUUCUCAAUACCGUUUCUACUUCUACAUUGCCUUUAGCCUCCGUUUCUACCAUCCAAUUCCUCACAAAUUCAUGUGGCCUUUCUUCAGGAUCUCCUAUUUCCAGAGGUCGAAAGCUCCAAUUCGAUGAAGAAAACCUCCAGCAGUACGGAGCCGUUAUCGGUUUCUUCAAAUCACAUGGAUUCGAGGAUUCACAGAUCGCCAAGUUGGUCUCGAGGAAACCUUCAAUCCUUCACUCCACGGUAUCCACCAAUCUGAAGCCUAAAUUUGAGUUCCUCCAGGAAAUCGGGAUCGUCGGUCCUUUACUUACUAAGCUAAUACUAUCGAACUAUAUGAUUCUUUUUAGGAGCUUAGAUUCUCAGUUGAAACCAACAUUUCGCCUCAUAAAGGAAAUGCUUGGAUCGGAUAAAAAGGUCACUGCUGCUAUUUGUCGUACUUCGUGGCUUCUAACUUCUAAUUCCAAUGGUACUGUGCGAUCUAACAUCGAUGUUUUGGUCAGUGAAGGAGUACCUUCUACGAAUAUAGCGCAAAUCAUUGCAUUGAACCCUAGAAGUGUUAUGCGAAAGGUUGAUAGAAUGAUUCGUGCAGUGAAAACGGUUAAAGAAUUAGGCGUUGAACCAAAGGAUGGUAUGUUUGUUUAUGCAGUUAGUGUGGCGGUUUCGAUGAGUGAUUCAACUUGGAAGAAGAAAAUAAAUGUUAUGAAGAGUUUAGGAUGGUCUGAGAAUGAGAUUUUUACAGCAUUUAAGAGAUUUCCACGUUGUUUAACUUGUUCAGAGGAGAAAAUGAGGGAUAUUGCAGAUUUCUGUCUCAACACUGCAAAGUUGGAUCCAGGAACUCUAAUUUCUUACCCUCAGUUCUUCAAUUAUUCCGUCCACAAGCGGCUGCAACCAAGGUACAAAGUUCUUGAGGUUUUAAAGAUGAAAAAUCUUCUUAAAACCAAAAAUAUCGGUUUGUUAUUUGUGGAAGGGGAGAGAAGAUUUGUGGAGAAAUGUAUUGUUAAGCAUUUUGAUAAAAUCCCAAAUCUGAUAGACAUAUACCUGGGCAAUGUGAAAGCCGAAACCAAAUCUGUUCUAUAGGACUGGAAAGUUGUAGGAAAGUUGUGUUGUCUUCCAUCCAAAUGAAGGCAGUUAGUUAGGUAAAUCUAUUUGGUGUAUAUUUGUUCAUAGACAUGUUAAUCUUGAAGUUGAAUCCAAUGAUGAUGUUGAAAUGGGAUGAGAGACAUGAGAGUUGUAGAUAAACUUUCUGCUUUGUCUGUUUUAAUGUAGAGGAGAUUUGGGUAUUGUAGUAGAAGGGAUGUAAUACACAAUACAUAUCCAUCUCAUCAUAAUUCUUUUGCUAUUCCAUAUAACAA